AUGCCCCCAGAGCGAUGGAAUCCGGCUGAUCAGCGACAUCUUGCAGGCGCAUUUCAGGACAAUAGAAUCAUUCCUAACGAAGGAGUUACAGCCAAUCAGCUUCCAGAAGCUCAACAGGAGCAGCUAUUGUCACUUAUCGCUUCUCACUUUGAGCUCCUCCCGGAUGGACCUCUGAGCGCUCAGAUGGACCGAGUGAGAGAGAGCAUCUAG
This is a messenger RNA of Penicillium macrosclerotiorum, 210 nucleotides long. RefSeq lists its product as uncharacterized. NCBI's taxonomy places the organism in Eukaryota, Fungi, Ascomycota, Eurotiomycetes, Eurotiales, Aspergillaceae. The transcript is spliced from 2 exons. The record is from RefSeq and is a predicted model, not a curated record. The coding region runs from base 1 to 210 and encodes 69 amino acids.